ACUUUUCCCACUUUGCUCCAACUGAAAGACUGUGUCCCAAUCUACGAACUUGUAUAUUCUAACCACCGUGGACUUGCUGUUGCAGCCGGAGAAUUCCUCAAUACCAAGGUUUUUCAACAUUCGCAGCGUAGUAGAGCAUCUAGUGUCACGAGCUCUGGUCGAGGUGGAAUGGGUGAUAAUGCCAAGCUUAUUCAGGAUCUCAUUCAAUUUUACAUAGAGGGAGAGUGUCACGAGCAUGCUACUUAUCUGGUCGAUGCGUUGAUCGAUACGAAUCCAAUGAUAAAAGAUUGGCAAACAAUGGUGGAUCUUUUGUUGAGCGAUGAAGUGGAAUCAAGCGAGUCGCAGUUGAUCGAAGUUUUGGUGUGCUCUGUUCGUCAAGCUGCUACGGGUGAUCUACCAGUUGGUAGGUCAGUCGUCAAACGAGGAGCGCCUUCUACCAAGGAAAGCCGUACUCUUGUGGAAGAUCGUACUCGGCUGUCAGAAGUUCUCAUUCCUGCACUCCCAAAAUUAUUACAGAAGUUCAUCGCAGAUCGCGACAAAGUUGCAAACUUGAUCACACUGCCGCUCAAUUUUCAAUUAGAUAUGUAUAUGGCCGGUCGAUUGGAG
This is a messenger RNA of Ostertagia ostertagi, 606 nucleotides long. The record is from the annotation of a GenBank genome assembly. NCBI's taxonomy places the organism in Eukaryota, Metazoa, Nematoda, Chromadorea, Rhabditida, Trichostrongylidae.